Molecule: messenger RNA, 1296 nt
Organism: Bufo bufo (common toad)
Lineage: Eukaryota; Metazoa; Chordata; Amphibia; Anura; Bufonidae
Gene: SLC35A2
Product: solute carrier family 35 member A2
Exons: 5
Coding region: 67-1203 (378 amino acids)
Biological process (GO): pyrimidine nucleotide-sugar transmembrane transport
Cellular component (GO): Golgi membrane
Molecular function (GO): UDP-galactose transmembrane transporter activity
Source: RefSeq, a predicted model, not a curated record
CUCGGAAGUGAGCUGGCGGUGCUGCCGUGGAGCGUCGGACCCGGAAGUGCGGCUGAGCCGGGAGGUAUGGCAGCGGCUGCAGGAGCGGGCGACGAGGAGAGGGACAUGAAGCAGCUGCAGUCUGAGAUGAGCGAGCCCGGGAGCCCGCCAGGAAGGAGCGCAGGAGACCGGGUCAAUCGGCGCCUCAAGUAUCUCAGUUUGGCCGUGCUGGUCGUCCAGAAUGCAUCCCUCAUCCUUAGCAUUCGAUAUGCCCGCACCUUACCCGGGGACCGCUUCUUCUCCACCACCGCCGUGGUCAUGGCAGAGGUUCUCAAGGGCAUUACCUGCCUGCUGCUCAUGCUGGCCCAGAAGAGAGGUAAUGUGAAGGAGCUGGCUGUGUUCCUGUAUGACGCGGUCAUUAUCCAGUACAUGGACACCCUGAAGCUGGCAGUGCCCUCCCUCAUCUACACCUUGCAGAAUAACCUCCAGUACGUGGCCAUAUCUAAUCUGCCAGCAGCCACCUUCCAGGUCACGUAUCAGCUGAAGAUCCUGACCACUGCGCUGUUCUCCGUUCUCCUCCUGAGGAAAAGCCUGUCCCGUCUGCAGUGGGGCUCCCUCGUCAUCCUCUUCAUCGGCGUGGCCAUCGUCCAGUCUGAGCAGUCUGGUGGGAAGGAGAGCGUGGCAGCGAGCGGUCAGAACUACAUCGCGGGCCUGAUUGCGGUGGGCGUGUCCUGUCUGUCCUCCGGCUUUGCUGGCGUGUACUUUGAGCGCAUCCUGAAGGGCAGCUCCGGCUCCGUUUGGCUACGCAACAUUCAGCUUGGCAUCUUUGGCACGGCCUUGGGGCUCCUGGCCAUGUGGCAACAAGAUGGCGCAGCGAUGGCCGAGCGGGGCUUCUUCUAUGGCUACACUCCCCUGGUGUGGUGCGUCAUCUUCAACCAGGCCUUCGGCGGCCUCCUGGUGGCCGUGGUGGUCAAAUACGCAGACAACAUCCUGAAAGGCUUCGCCACGUCGCUGUCCAUCGUGGUGUCCACAGCCGCCUCUGUUCACCUCUUUGGAUUCCACGUGGACCUUCCGUUUGCACUGGGUGCUGGACUGGUCAUAGGUGCUGUGUACUUAUACAGCCUCCCCCGGACACCUGACCCACCCCUGUCCAACAUCAGCCAGACUCCACCACACAAGGAGCCAUUCCUGCCAAAGAUCGUUUCCAAACAAAAAGGCUCGUGAGAGCGAAGUGACCGGGACCGGGCUGCACCUUUACCGUAUAUUCUUUUAUAUAAGAAUCCGUUAGACUUACCCCGCUAUUAACGGAACCUUCAU